Papaver somniferum (opium poppy) is the source of this 4175-nucleotide messenger RNA. RefSeq lists its product as uncharacterized. Bases 166 to 1146 code for a protein of 326 amino acids. Lineage: Eukaryota; Viridiplantae; Streptophyta; Magnoliopsida; Ranunculales; Papaveraceae. The transcript has 7 exons. The record is from RefSeq and is a predicted model, not a curated record.
GAAAGCUAGGGUUCGCCGCCAUGGAGAAAAAUUGGGGAUUUGAGUGAUUUCUUUUACCUAAUCUUAAGUUUUCGCUAGAUCUACUACUGAUACAUGUUGGGUAACGCUUAUUUUGAGUAAUCGAAAACAAAAUCAAGCACAAUCGUGACCAAUUGGAGACACUAAAUGGUGGGUUCUCAUGGAAAUAAGUAUUUCCCUACUAAAGAUGGAUAUUUAGUUGAUAGUAACAGGGCUAAGAAAGAUACUAGAUUAAAUCAGAAGAGAGCAGAUUGUGUGUUAGAGGAAGACUUGGAUUGGUUAUCUCAGCUCAAUAAAUUUGAUGAGAAUGGCAGAUGCAUUCAAGUGGAUGAUGUAGUAGUAGAUGGAGACAUUAUUGAAGGUACUGAAGCUUUUCAUCCAGCAGUGCCUGUCCAAGUAAAUGCAGAUGAUAGUAAAGCUGUAAAUGUAGUUGCGAGUAAAGUUGUUAAUGCAGAUGCCAGUAGGGGUGGAAAUGUAAGGAAAGAUGCUAGUAAAACUGUAAAUGCAGAUGUCAGCAAGGGUGUAAAUGUUGAUGUAAGGAAAGUUGCUAGUAGAGGUGUAAGGAAAGGUGCUUUUAGAGGUGAAAGGAAAGGUGCUUGUAGAGGUUUAAGGAAAGGUUCAGUACAUGAAGAUGUGAAUGCAGUUCAAGUACAUGAAGGUGUAAAUGGUAGUCAAGUACAUGACGGUGUAAAUAUAGUUGGUGAAGUAGCUGAAAUUGUAUAUGAACAAGUGACAGGGUCAGUAAAUGUGGAUGAUUUUGAGGGCUUGAGUGAAUUUGGUGGUCCCAGUCAAGUUGAGGGAGUUACCCAGGUGGAGUCUUCACAGCCACAACAUUCAGUAGUACCACCACCAAUUAGACCAGACAUCAACAAUUGUGAGCCUAAAGAAGGUUAUCAUUCUGACUUUGAUGAUGAACCUGAGGAAGAGAACUUUCCAGAUAUAGAGGAGCAAGAAGAUGAUUUGCAAGAAGAAAUCAACAAAGUUAUGAGGUCAACAUCAGAUUAUAAGGAAUAUGUAAAAACCAGUGGAAGAGUGUAUGAGGAAGAAAUUAAAUAUGUGGAAUACAGACACAACUAUCUUAGACACAUGUUGGAUAGGACAGGAGUGGGCUACUUAUCAGCAUUGUAAGGACUACAUCAAAGAUCAACAGAUCUUCCAGAAUUAUGACAUCAAGCAAUUGAAGAACACCCAUUUCAAACAAUCAUAUGAGUGUGUGCACAAAGAAUCCCAAGGGUGUGAGUGGUGGAUAUAUUGCUCUAGAUUUAACAAGGUCAGCUUUAAGUAUAAAAGUGGCUUUUUUGAGCACACUUGUACCACUACCCAUGGGAUAAUAAAUCCUUUUGCAAAAGCAAGGUGGGCAUAUAGAAUGAUGUUGGAGAAGUAUAAAGCUCAUCCAAACUACAAACCAAAGGACUUCAUUUCUGAAAUCAAGUUGGCACAUGGGGUACAGAUCUCAUACAUGACUGCAUGGCAUGCUAUACAUCUCUGUAUUGAGAGGGUGUUGGGAAAUUUUGAAGAGUGUUACAGUUUUUUACCUGAAUUCUGCAAACAACUUAAGUUAAAAAAUCCUGUCAGUGUUGCCAUUUGUAAAAUUGAUGAGAAUGGUAAGUUCUUGCACUGUUGUAUAGCUUACAAGUGUAGUAUAAAUGGUUUUGUAAAUGGAGGUAGACCUUUAUUAGGGUUAGAUGGUACUCAUUUGAAUGGAAAGUAUAUGGGAGUGCUAUUAGCUAUCAUAACUCUGGAUGGAAACAAUGGUCUGUUUCCAGUUGCUAUCUUCUUGUGUAGAUCUGAGAACAAGGAGAUUUGGAUAGAGUUUCUGAAAUUAUGGCACCGUAUUUGAAGCAGCAUAAAAUGGCCUUAACCUUUAUCUCUGAUAGAAAGAAAGGACUAAAAGCUGGUGCUGAUGUCAACUUUAGUGAUGUGAACCACUACCAAAGGUUUUGUAUGAGGCAUAUAUGGAAGAACAUGAAGAAGUAUCAUCCAGGACAACACUUGGAGAGUUUGGCUUGGAAUGCAGCCAAGUCAUAUACCAGUAUUGAACUUGAAGGAUAUAUGGACAGAAUGGGUGAAUCAAAGGAGAGUGCAAGGGUGUAUUUGGAUGAGGAAGAGAUUGAGCAUUGGGCUAGAAGCUACUUUGAUUCUCCUGCAAGUGUGAGCACAUCACUAGCAAUUUCUGUGAAGCAUUCAACUCUUGGAUUUUGGACAUUAGGGGUCUUCCAGUAUGCAAGUUGUUACAGAAGUUUCACCUUAUGAUGAUGAGAUUGAUGUUUGAUAGGAAACAACAAGGUGAAGGGUAUCCUGAUGGAGGUGUUGUGCCAAGGGCAGAGAGGAUAUACAAGGAAAACAGAGAUAAGACAAAUUUCUACAACAGAAUUCCCUCAACUCAACAUGAAUGGUCUAUUGUGGAUGCACAUGGAAACAAUUGGAAUGUCAACUUGCAAGAGCUUGCAUGUGAUUGCAAUUAUUGGCAAGUGACAGGAAAUCCUUGUCCACAUUCUAUACAAGCAUCAUUCUACAACAAGAAUGCUGACUGGAAAAGGUUGCUUCAUCCUUAUCACAGUGUUGCCAACUAUAGGUCACAAUAUGUGGGUUUUGUUGGGACAAUGCUAGAUCAGAAAAGCUGGCCCAAGCCUCAGCCUAAUGAUGAUGGAGUGGUGGUCAAGGUUCUUGCACCACCCAAUGCAAGGCCUCCUGGCAGACCCAGACUACAAAGGAUAAAGGAUUUGAUGAAGGUGGUAGUAGUAAACUCACAAGGCAAUGUGGAAAAUGUGGGGUUAUUGGUCAUCAUAGAUCUACUUGUACAGGCUUAACAGCUGAAAAAAUUGCUGAGAGAGGAGAAGUGUCUACUGACUUUGCAGGUCCACAUAGGAGGAGAACAACUGGUAGAGACUUUGAAAGAGCUAUGCCUCCACCUCCUAGUGAGCCAAGAACCACAGCUGCAAAAGAUUUUGCAAGGACUGAACCAGCAACAUUUGGUCCAACUGUUGCUAGAGGUGCAAGAGGAAGCACUACAGGUGGAAGGAUAUGAGGUAAUAUAGGUGGCAGAAGAGGAGCCAGGUCAGCUGCAACAUCAGCAUCUAUACCAGCUCAACAUACUUCUCCAAUGUCAGCUCAACAUGUUUCUCCAAUACCAUCUCAAACUGCAUAUCAAAUGCCAGCUGAACACACUUAUGUUGAUGUACCAAGAGGUGGCAGGAGAGGAGGUAAUACAGGUGGCAGAAGAGGAGCCAGGUCAGCUGCAACAUCAGCAUCAAUACCAGCUCAACAUACUUCUCCAAUGCCAGCUCAAACUGCAUAUCAAAUGCCAGCUGAACACACUUAUGUUGAUGUAACAAAAGGUGGCAGGAGAGGAGGUAAUGGAGGUGGCAGAAGAGGAGGUGGUAGAGGUGGAAAUGCAGGUGGAAGAGUAGUGAGAGGUGCUGAAUAUCUGCUAUUUGGUGAAGAAGGUGCUAAUUCUGGUGAACCAACCAAUGUUCAGCCAGUUUGGAGGCCACCAGGCACAAGCAGUACAAGUAUUAGAGGAAGGAAAAGGAGAAGACCAACAAAUGCUGAAAAGAGGAAUAUGGUAUAUAGGAAGCACGGUUGAGUAGUUGGUGUGGGAUUGCUGGGUGAACAUGAUACUAUCAACUCACCAAGAAGAGGAAAUACACCUCUUUUUAGACCACCAAGAGUUCAGGUGGAAGCAGAGCCAGAAAUGCCACAAGCUAUACAAACUGACCACCAACCAACUCCUGUGCAGAACACAAAUGUAGUGAAUAGAGUUGAAGGUGUUGAAAAAGUGACAAUGAGACCUGGUGGAUGCAAGAAAAUAGGUGGAGGUAUAUUUUCUAGAUUAUCAAGGGUUGCACCAUCAACUACACAACCCAAAAAAGGAAAGAAUCAUGUAGCCGAUCAGUCUUCACCAGUUAGCAGGAGCAACAGAAUUUGUGGUGGCCUAGGUAAGAAGUUGAAUGGUCUUAGCAUUGACCUCACUGAGGAUGAUUGAAUCUCAUUCACUCUAGUAUUAGCAUUGAUCACAGAAUUUCAGUCACAUUAAACUUAGUAUCUAUUAUCAUCUAUUAUCAACACUAGUUUUAUUUAAAUGCUUUUGGACAUGUUUAAAUCAUGUUGUGUGAAUGCAGACUGCUAUUAUCAGCUGUUUAACUAUUAAUGCAGUU